Messenger RNA from Dictyostelium discoideum AX4, 438 nucleotides. RefSeq names its product proteasome assembly chaperone 3 (gene psmG3). The coding region runs from base 1 to 438 and encodes 145 amino acids. The transcript is spliced from 2 exons. The record is from RefSeq and is a predicted model, not a curated record. NCBI's taxonomy places the organism in Eukaryota, Evosea, Eumycetozoa, Dictyosteliales, Dictyosteliaceae. Gene Ontology annotation, biological process: proteasome assembly.
AUGAACAGUCUUUUAAUUGAUAGUAGUAACCCAUCAUAUGAUGCAAUGAAUAAUGAUAAUUUAAAGAAUAGUAUUGAAAAGAAUCAUCCAGUUAAAUCAAAAGUUUUAUCAAAGAAAAUUAAUAAUGUUGAUACAGAUAUUGCCAUAUCAUCUUUUGCAGAUGCAAUCUUUAUAACAAUUUCACAAAAUCAAAAAUUUAAUACAUGGAUAAGAGCAAGUAAAUCAGAUGGCAUAUUAUUAGAUGAACCAUCGUAUCAAAUUGAUACAUUAUUAGGUAAUAAUCAAGAUGUAUUAUUUAGUAUAUAUGCAAGACAAUUAAUUGAAAAUAUUGGCGAAACUAGUAAUAAAUCAUUAAUGUUAUCAAUUUCUAUUACUGAUAAAUCAAAAGAUACUUUUAAACAAAUUCUAUCAACAAUUUUUGAAAAUAAAGUAUGGUAA